UUGAAGGAUGCACCUUCUCUUUAUGCAUUUGUUUAGAGAUUUAUAAAGCGGUGGGUGGUGGUGGCAGAAAAUACAAAAGUACAAUGACAGUGGGAAGUUGGGAAGAAGAGUCCUGCUGGUCCCCAAAACACCAAGACCAAACACAAACAGAGAAGCAGCUGCUAGAGUUGGAACAUUUUUCUGUCACUGAACGAGACCAAGAACAAGCUCUCAUUAAAGGGUUUCAGAAAAAUGUAGACUUGAAUGAAAACCACAGCAUUUACGAAGAAAGCGAUAACCUUGAUGGAGUGACGAAGCAUGAGUACCCAAUAAGGUCAUAUGCUGAAGAUUGCCCCUUUUAUCUUCGAACUGGGUUCUGCAAGUUUGGUUUUAAUUGCAAGUUUAAUCACCCUGUAAGAAGAGUGGUUCAGGAGAAGGAAAGAGGAGGGUUUGUGGAGCAGCCAAGCCAGAUUCAAUGCAAGUUUUACCGAAGUACAGGAGGGUGCAAAAAUGGAGAAGCUUGUAGAUUUAGCCACAACAUAGUAAAGUCUAAGAUACAGCCAUCAGAGAUUAAUGCUUUUGAUUUGCCAAUAAAAUCAGAAAAGGAGAACAAAAGUGAAGGCUCUGUGGAAAAGACAACGAAGAUUGAAUGCAAGUAUUACCUGUCUGCUGGCGGCUGCAAAUAUGGAAAAGCUUGUAAAUUUAAUCACCCCAAAGAAAAGUCUUGUACAUACAUAAAAAAGCCCAAUACAGCAAUUGUGGAGCUUAACUUUCUAGGUCUGCCAAUCCGAGUGCUAGAGAAAGAGUGUCCUUAUUACAUGCGCAACGGUUCUUGUGCAUAUGGAGUUAAUUGCAAGUUUCACCAUCCUGAUCCUGUUGCUGCUGGAGGAUUUGACUCAAGCCCUACUGGAGUAUCUUUGGGAGGUCAUUCUUCUGGAAACUAUGAUGGAUUAUCCAAUUCAUUGCAAUUAAUUAAGGAAUCCGAACCAGCUGUGGAAUUAUGUUCUUCGAAUUUGACUUUACAUAACUCUGCUCCCUUCUUUGAUAAUCUCUCAUCUCAUUCCCGUGGGACACAUCCAGAUUCUAAGUGGAUUAGGCCUCAGGGAUCAAUGUACCAGGGUGCAAGGACUGGGUUGACUCAUUCAGUUCCUGCUGAGAAUAACAAUCUACUGUAUUCAUCCAAUGUCUCCAGAUAUCAUCAACAACAAAUCGAAGAGUUUCCUGAACGGCCUGGUCAACCUGAGUGUAGUUACUUCAUGAAAACUGGAAACUGUAAAUAUGGAUCUUCUUGCAAGUUUCACCAUCCUAAAAGCAGAUCUUCCGGAUCAUCUGUUUGUACACUGUAACACUGGCCUGCCCCUGUGACCUGCUCUAAAACGUAUGGCUUUUUGGGUGGAACUGAGACUCUGAUUUAGAAGAAAUCUUUCUAGGUAAUUCGGCACCCUGACUGUUCCCCUGACCCUUUCUCCCUUGAGUUAAUUAAUAUCUUAAACUUUGUGUUCUGUAACUUAUGCUAUGGAAUGUUCGUUUCUAAGUUGUUUUCCCUGGUUCGAUCAUUAGACCUUUAUCUGCUAUCGUUCUUUGUUCAAAACAAAUCGAAAACACACAGCAC
This is a messenger RNA of Pistacia vera, 1591 nucleotides long. Its product is annotated as zinc finger CCCH domain-containing protein 67-like. Bases 84 to 1325 code for a protein of 413 amino acids. Gene Ontology annotation, molecular function: mRNA binding; metal ion binding. The transcript has 8 exons. The record is from RefSeq and is a predicted model, not a curated record. NCBI's taxonomy places the organism in Eukaryota, Viridiplantae, Streptophyta, Magnoliopsida, Sapindales, Anacardiaceae.